Molecule: messenger RNA, 3731 nt
Organism: Cucurbita pepo subsp. pepo (vegetable marrow)
Lineage: Eukaryota; Viridiplantae; Streptophyta; Magnoliopsida; Cucurbitales; Cucurbitaceae
Source: RefSeq, a predicted model, not a curated record
UUUUUUAAUUUUAAUUUUAAUUCUUUUUUUUUUUUCACAUUCGCCGUCUCUCCCUCGCCAGAGUUUUACACGUUUGCCUCCUCUUCUCUCUCCGCCGUUCCGUUUUCUCUCUGCCGUUCUUUGUUCUCUCUGCCACCGCACGGUGGCUGAACCUGACCCAGCCGAGCGAACUGACAAAAGUCCUAUUCGCUGUUCCGAACAACCCAAGCCUCAUUCUCUCUCAUUCCCAAUCUCUCUCUCUCUCUCUCUCUCUCUCUCUCUCUCUCUCUCUCUCUCUCUCUCUUUCUCUCCGCCGCCGCUCUUUCUUCACUGUCUGAACCUCUCUCUCUCUUGUUGCCAUCUUCAGACGCAUUUCUUUUUGUUUUGGGGAUAUUCAGCAACCACUCGAGGCAGUUAUUGAAACAGUUCCGUCUUCUGAGGUUUGUCAAUCUGUCUAGGGGUAGGGUUGGUUAGUUCUUCGUCUUCAUCGGAUAUUUCCUAGGGUAUUUUAUUUAUCUCUUUUUUAUUUUUCUUGCGGUUCGAACAUCGGUGGAAGGUUUUUCGGAGGGUGCAUAUUUGGCUUAGGGUUUCUGAUUUUUGUUUCGGCACAUUCAAUCGGUGUUCGGAUUGUGGUUUUUCUAAUUUCUUAUUUCGUUAGGGUUUUAUUUUUUUUCCUCCUCUGAUCGAACUAUUUUGACGGGGACAAUCUUCUGCUUUGGAAUUGUCCGCCUCUUUGUUCGUGAGAUAUACCCUUCUUUAUUUUUCUGCAUCUCAACCGAUUCCCUUGAAGACGAGGGUUUUCCGAGGGUGUUUUGCUGACCGAAUCUACAGUUAAUUGAACACGGAGGCUGGGAGAGAUAGUGAGGCCUUUCCUUCAUACCAUUCUUUUUAAUUGAAACCGCUUCAUCAUCUUAUCCUUGAUAUUUCCUCUGUUUUCAUCCUCUGAUGUUCCUCUCCCGUGUGAGAAUUGGGUUGUAUUCAUUUUGUUCAUAAGAUGAGAUAAAUCCCGUUCAUAAUGCGUUCAGCUUGUAGCCAAAUUGGCAGCUACUUGAUUGAAUAGCAGUGUUCUUGAAGUAGGAUAAUUGUAGAAGAAAAGCUUCUUUAGUGGCAUUUAGGACAUCAAUUUUGAGAACCAUCCUCUGGGUUCACUCCCCGUGCGUUUGCAACUUUGAAGCAUUCACUGCUUAUGUCAAUCUUUGCUGAAACCUGGAUAUGCAACUAAGUUGAUGACACAUACGGCUUGUAGCCGUUAUUCUGUGCAAAGUAGAGGUUAGGAAUUUGAAAUAACGAAGUACAGGUUAGGGCUUUAUACAUUCCGCUGUAUAAGGAGCGCGCUUUUGGGCGAUUUGAGGUGGUAAAGAAGGCUAGAAGUGUUUUUUUUGCUUCUGAUAUUUUGAUCAUGUUCAGUAUUCCCUAUGGAAAGAAGUGAACCCACUUUAGUUCCAGAAUGGUUGAGAAGUACUGGAAGCUUUACUGGUGGCGGCAAUUCAAACCACCUUUCUCCGUUGUCUUCUUCACCAACAGAUGUGUCCUCUCUAUCUCAAUCGAGAAAUAGAACUUCCAAGACCACUGGUGAUUUUGACACUACACGUUCUGCUUUUCUGGAUCGGGCAUCUUCAUCAAAUUCAAGGAGAAGUUUGAGCAAUGGUUCUGCCAAACAUGCAUAUAGUAGUUUUAACAGGGGUCAUCGUGAUAAGGAUCGUGAGAAAGAAAAGGAUAGGUUAAGCUUUGGGGAUAAUUGGGAUUGUGAUGCUCAUGAUUCUCUAGGAAAGAUUCUUUCUGGUAGGAUUGAUAAAGAUGGUUUGCGUCGAUCCCAUUCAAUGGUAUCCAGGAAGCAAGAUGAGUUGUUUCACAGAAGAGUUGCAACAGAUAUAAAAGCUGGUGCUAACAGCAUUCACAACAACGGUCAUGGAAUGCCUUCUGUAUCUAGUGUCAGCAGUAGCAUUCAAAAAUCUGUCUUUGAAAAGGAUUUUCCGUCACUGGGAUCCGAAGAAAGGCAAGGAGCAUCAGAAAUUGGAAGAGUUUCAUCUCCUGGUUUGAGCUCACCAGUUCAAAGCUUGCCAAUUGGGAAUUCAGCCUUAAUUGGUGGAGAGGGAUGGACAUCUGCUCUUGCUGAGGUGCCCAAUAUGAUUGGAAGCACCACAGGGUCAUUGUCAUUUCAACAAAAUGUUCCUGCUACAUCGGCGAUAGGACCUCCAAGUGUGACAGCUGGACUUAAUAUGGCUGAAGCAUUGGUGCAGUCUCCAUCUCGAGCUCGUGCUGCUCCCCAGGCAUCUGAGUUAUCUGUCAAGACUCAAAGGCUUGAGGAAUUGGCUAUUAAACAGUCCAGGCAAUUAAUACCGGUGACACCUUCUAUGCCAAAAGCUAUGGCGCUUAAUUCUUCUGAUAAAUCAAAGCCCAAAUUAGUAUCAAGAACUGGAGAACUUAAUGUAACCACCAAGGGUGGACAGCCACAGCCCUCGUCAGUCCAUGCCAACCAAUCUCGUGGAGGACAUGUCAAGCCUGAUGCCCAAAAGAGUUCUCAUGGGAAGUUUCUUGUUCUAAAACCUGUGCGAGAAAAUGGUGUGUCCCUUGCGGCAAAGGAUGUCUCAAGUCCAACUAGUAACGCAAGCAGCAUGGCAGCAAACAACCAGUUCGCUCUUGCACCUUCAGUUCCACAUGCUCCUUUGAAAAGCCCAAACAACGCAAAUGUUUCCUCUUUGGAGAGGAAGGCAGCUAGCUUAGAUCUCAAAUCUGGAUCAACUUUGGAAAAAAAACCUUCCUUAUCACAAGUCCAGAGUCGGAAUGAUUUCUUUAACCUCAUUAAGAAGAAAACUUCAACAACUUCUUCUGCUGUUCUCUCAGAUUCAUGCUCUUCUGUGAAAUCUCCUUCAAUUGGCCAAUCUGAUGAACUAACAAAGGAAGAAAUCAACACUCCUGCAAGUUCUCAAGUGAUUGAAAAUGGUGCUAUGGAGAUUCCAAAUGGAGUUGGUUCCGAAGAGGUUCGGGGAUCUUGUGACAGUGGUGAAAAAACUCAGAGGCACGCUGCUUCGGAAUCUCUAGAUGAGGAGGAGGCUGCUUUUCUUCGUUCUCUUGGAUGGGAAGAGAACUACGGUGAGGACGAAGGCCUUACCGAAGAAGAGAUCAAUUCUUUCUAUCAGGAGUUGGAAUGCAUGAAGUUGAAGCCAUCUCUAAAAGUGCCGCGAUGCAUUCAGCCAAAGAUAUCUGAAUCUCACGAGGGAAGUAGCAAGGAUGGAGCCGGUUCUGAACUGAGCUCAUCUGACUCGGAUGCCUGAAUUACUUCCUUUUCACCCAUGAAAAGUUCUAGUUCUUCACAGUUUCUAAUCGCAAUGGGUCAGUUUUUAUUUUAUUUUAUUUUAUUUCAUUUUCUUUUCUUCGUUUAAAAUCAUUUUCCUUCUUUUUUGUUUUCAUGGUUUUAAAGAAAUGCUGAUGGGAGUUGGGUUGGGAUGUUAAUUGAAACACUGAACAGUGCAAAUAGUGCAAUAAGUUACAGUUGCCCAAAUCAUCCUGCCUGCCUGCCUUUACAGCGGGAGUUUUUGCAGUUUUAAAAGGGCAGUUGCAGAGGUUUGGCAGGCGCAUAUUUUGUCUGCGUUCAAAGAUGCAUCUUUUGGGUUAUUUGGUUCUUUCUUCUCUCACUUUUGAAGAGGUUUUUGAUUCUGGAAGUUACUAGGGAAGAACAGAAAAAAAAAAACAAGAAAAGAUAAAAGGGUUACUUACUGUGCUGCUUCAAAGAAAAAUGGUAAAGAAAAGAA